Molecule: messenger RNA, 14994 nt
Organism: Penicillium olsonii
Lineage: Eukaryota; Fungi; Ascomycota; Eurotiomycetes; Eurotiales; Aspergillaceae
Source: the annotation of a GenBank genome assembly
AUGGAUCGUUUCACGCAAUUCCCGGCCGUCAAUGACGAUGGCGAGGACGUCCAUGUCGUGCCCUGGAAUCUCGACUGUCAACUCCCCUCCGAGGUGUUGGCCCUGUCGUGGGCCGUCUUGCUACGCGCAUUCACAACCGAUGAAACCCCGGUCUUUCUCUUGAACGGUGCACCCGUCAAGGCAGAUUUAUCAACUCAAACAGUCCAACCAGCCGAUUUGGCCUCGGUGGCAGAUCUCUCCGUGAAACACACAGCCGUGGUGUUGGGCGAUCCAUUAUUCGAUGAUGGCAGACAUGCCCCCGCGCUACGCUGGACGGUGGACCCCACUUCACAUUCCGGAGCCUUGUGUGCGACCGGAGGCAUGGACGCACCAUUUUUGUAUGAACUCGGAAAACAGCUCAAGCAGAUCAUUCACGAGCAAGCAGCGCGUCAGGGAAUCACGGUGGAGCUGUCUGCCGGGGAGGUCCCGACGUUGGCGAUCGCGAACGCAGAACCCGCGACACUGCCAGGCCCGGGGCUCCUGCAUGAGCUUGCCUUGCGGGGAUUCCAUGAUGCGAAUCACGCGAUCGAGUUCCUUACGGCGGAAGGAGACGUUUGCUGCUUGUCUUACCGGGAUUUGGAUCGGCUUUCCUCGAAGCUCGCGGGUGAAAUAGCUCGUGCUUCGACGGAUGCUGGGCAGAGGGUCGUGCCUGUGCUUCUCCCGCAGUCGGUGGAGCUUUAUAUCUCAUGGCUGGCGAUCCUCAAGGCUGGCGCUGCAUUCUGUCCUUUGAACACCGAUGCUCCGACAGACCGAAUCGAGUUUAUUCUACAGGAUGUGGCUGCUUCGGUGGUCAUCACAAAUGGGGCCCUUGUCUCGAGGAUACCCCCCAAAGACCACAUCUCUGUUCUGACCGUGGACGACCUACAAAACGACAAUAGCCCCAUAGAGCCUUUCUCUAUCGAAACCGCCCCCCAUCUGGCGUAUGUGAUGUACACAUCUGGAUCGACCGGCCGCCCCAAAGGCGUCGGCGUAUCCCACCUGGCUGCCACUCAAUCACUCCUUGCUCAUGACGAUUUGAUACCCCAAUUCAAGCGAUUUUUGCAAUUUGCAUCCCCCACCUUUGAUGUUUCCGUUUUUGAAGUCUUUUUCCCCAUGAUGCGAGGGGCCACUCUGAUCGGCUCCGAGCGAGAGAACAUGCUCCUCGAUAUUUCCCAUGUUAUGACGACCAUGAAAGUCGAUGCCGCAGAGCUGACCCCCACAGUAGCAGGGGAGCUGCUGCGCACACGAACGGCCGCACCGUCCCUCCGCGUUCUCCUGACCAUCGGCGAGAUGCUCACCAGACACGUGGUGGACGAGUUCGGCCAGUCUGAAUCCCAGGCCGGUAUUCUGCACGGCAUGUACGGACCGACAGAGGCCGCAAUUCACUGCACCGCAGCCACCCAUUUCAAGUCCAAAGACCGUGUCAACAUGAUCGGAACUGCUUUCAAGACGGUCUCGGCUUAUAUCAUGUCCCUCCCGGAUGAGUCUAACGAGCUUCGCACCCUUUCCCUGGGCCAGAUCGGAGAGCUCGUUGUUGGCGGUCCGCAGCUGGCGGAUGGAUACAUCAAUCGCCCAGAAGAGAAUGCCAAGGCCUUUAUCGACAGCCCGAUCUACGGUCGACUUUACCGAACCGGCGAUAAAGCUCGCAUGCUGCCAUCCGGUGAGAUUGAAUGCUUUGGGCGUAUCUCCAGUGGCCAGGUCAAGCUCCGCGGCCAGCGAAUUGAGCUCGGUGAGAUCGAACAUGUUAUCACCAGGGCUUCAGGCGUUCGAAGUGCAGUCACACUGGUCAUCGAUGGAAAUCUUGUCGCUUUCGUGCUUGUCACAGACAAAGGUGUCACGGAUAGCAGCCUGCGAGACGUCUGUCGCCAGCUGUUGCCCCGUUUUAUGAUUCCCGGCGAGUUCGUGCUUGUCGACCAAUUCCCCCAACUACCUUCUGGCAAGAUCGACCGCAAGACUCUAGAGGCCGAUUUCAUCCAACACCGAAACAAUGCCCAGUCUGUGGUCCUGGACUCCCGAGACGAGAAAGAAGAAUCUAUUGUCUUGUGCGUGGCGGGUGUGCUCGGACGACGCCUGGCACCUACAGAGAGUCUAGCUGCAGCCGGACUUGAUUCGCUGGCGGCAAUCCGUCUGGCCUCUCAUCUUUUGAAUGCGGGAAUCCGUCUUGGCGUUGCAGCCUUGCUGGAAGCCGAUUCUAUCGAUGGUAUCUGGCAACUCGCCAGCUUGGACACCGAUGAUCUGACUGGUGAUACACAAACCGCCCUGCAGGCUAUCUCUGAGCUGGUUGCAGAUGCGGGUGUGGCGCGGCUUGACUCCCUGGGCUUGGAUUCGGUCUCAGAGCUUGUGCCCUGUAGUCACAUCCAGCAGGCUAUGCUUCUAGAGACUGUCAGAAAUGACAAGGCAUACUGCAAUUGGGUCGAGCUGGAAUUCGAUUCAACCAGUCCAACGGGGCUGAAGAAUGCAUUCUCUCGGCUAAUGGAGCACAACGAGAUUUUGCGAUCUGGUUUCGUGGAAAUCGGUCUGAAAGAUCACUCCUACGGUCGUUUCACCUGGAAGAACCUUGAUACACAGGUUCUCCAAGUAGAUGCAUUUGAGCAUGAUGUGUCAAUGGCCGUAGGUCACGAUAUCUUGAAUCCAUUCAGGGUUCAGAUCAAAGAAGAGAACGACCGCCUCCGGGCCCUUGUCCACAUUCACCAUGCCCUAUACGAUGGGUGGUCGUGGCAACUUAUGUUACAAGACCUCCACAACAUUUUAUUUGGAGACCAGCCAUCAACCAGACCAUCCUAUGCCGUUAUCACGAAUUUCUUUAUCGAGCAAAGUCUCAACAAAGCAUCCACAGAUUCUACGACCUACUGGCACGACCAACUUCAAGGGUCAACACCAACAUCAUUCCCAAUCUUCCACGGCAACGCCAUCAAGCCGACAACCUCCCACACAACCCGCGUUCUUCAAACACCCAUCUCACGACUCGGCGACGUAAGCCAUGAUCUUCGCGUUAGUCGCCAAACAAUCUUCCAAGCAGCAUUCACCUACAUCCUAUCCACCUACCUCGGUACCAGUGACAUUACCUUCGGGACCGUAUUCUCAGGUCGAACUCUCCCACUGAAAGGAAUCGAAACAAUUCUCGGCCCAUGUAUCAGAACACUCCCCACACGCAUGGACAUUGCAAAAAUGCAAAAUGUCUCCGAUCUUCUUCUGGCAAUACAAAAUAUGAACCACCAAUCCCUCGAGCACGGAAGCCUGCCCUUGCAAGACAUCAAGAAGGCCUCCGGCAUUGACCUGGCUCGCAACCUCUUCGACACAGCACUCGUAUGGCAGGAGAGUAUCUACACUCAGGAACAAACUGGGUUCAGAGAGGUCGAUGCCAGCGAGUUCCUGGAGUUUGCUCUUCUCCUUGAGUUCGAACCUAGGGAGCAGCAUGUAUUCGCUAGAGCGACUUUCCAACGGUCGGUUCUGUCAUCUGAACAGGCGGAUUUGCUGCUCGCGCAGAUAGAUGCCGUCGCUCAGAUCUUGAUUGAGCGAGUCGAUGUUCUUAUUACGGAGAUUGGUGAUCAUCUUCCUCGUGAGAUCUUGUCUCACUAUGCUGCUCCCGCGGUUCAAUGCGAGUGGUCUUUGACCUCUGGCGUUGAGAUCUUUGCUUCUACGGAUCCCCAUCGAGUAGUCGCUGAAGAGGUCAGUUGGAAAGAUGGGACUCCCUAUGUCGAAAGCAUAACAUAUGGACAACUGAAUUCUCGGGCUAACGGCCUCGCGCAUUUGUUGCUUCAUGUUGGAGUCUCCAAGAGGGAUCUUGUGCCUAUUCUUCUCACUUCAUUGAUUGACUUUUACGUUUCCGUACUUGGAAUCGUCAAGGCCGGCGCAGGCAUGUUGGUCCUUCCACAGAAUUCCGAGGAUCUCCAAUCUGUGUUCUCAAAGACAAAAUCCAAGUUCUGCAUCGUCGAUUCUGUGACGGAGAAAAGCUACCGACUCCCUUCUAUAAAGCUUGUACAACGGAUUCACCUCUCCUAUUCACUGGACGUCUAUCAUGAUUUCAACAUCCCGUAUACCAACAAGGGAUCCGAUGCAGCAUAUGCCGUUGUCGAAGCCGAACAUACAAAUACCGUUUUCUUCUCACGCCAAAGCCUCCAGAGCAACAUCAACGCCCUUUCAAUCCAGUACCCAACACCCACUGGAUCGAAGAUCCUCUCAGCACACCCUCACUCCAUCCCCGAGAUCUUCUUUUCCUGGCAGAAUGGAGCUACAUUCUGUUCAACUUCCUCUGCAACCAUGGACCUACAACAAGCUUGCCAAGAGCUAAGCAUCACACACCUCCACCUGACCCCCACACUAGCCUCUCGUGUCAAUCCCAAGGCCGUGCCAUCGGUACAAUAUCUCCUUACCUCGGGCGAGCAACUGAGUUACCGAGUCCAUCGCAACUGGUCAAGAAGAGGCCUCUACCAAGCCUACAGUUCUCAAGAGCUGGCUGGUCCUGGCACAAUUGUGCAAUCUGGUCGAUCGACCUUCAUUCGUAAUGUGGGUCAGCCACUCGGUGAUACCUUUGUCGUUAUUCUCGAUGAGUCGUUAUCCUUGCUCCCCCACGGUGCAGUUGGAGAGGUUUGCUUUGGCGGUGAUCAUAUUGGCAAUUGCGUCUCUGGCUCCGAAAUGCAGACCGGUCGAUUCGUCGAUCACGUCAAGUACGGUCGGAUCUGUCGUACUGGUGACCAUGGAAGAUUGCUUCCUGAUGGGACAAUCAUUCUCGAGAGAGCUUCUGGUCUGCGGGGUGCUCAGCUUGAUGAGAUCGAUCGUGUAUUCUCGUCGUUGGAAUCGGUUCAAGAGUUUGCUAGUUUGACCGUGGAUUUGAAAUCGGGUCAAGAGCUGGCUGUCGUUUGGGUUCCCUCUGCUCAGCCUGCGGAUGCAGACCUCGAGCAAGUCACCCAGGAUUUGUUCGCUGAACUCAUCAAAACCCUGCCACUGUCUGCUGUGCCUGCUCUCCUGGUCCCAGUGGACGAGAUCGCUAUCACCCCUUCUUACAAGAUCGACUUUGCAAAGUUGAAGAGCCAAAUCGGUGGACUGAGCGAUCGGGAACUAGCAGCUUUCUCGCCGAAGCUCAGUGACAGUGAUAACAAUGAUAGUCUUACCGAUGUGGAGAAAAUCAUCGUUGCGGCUUUGUCGACAGUCACGGAUACCGACCAAAGCCACAUUGGAAGACACACAUCAUUCUACAAGCUGGGUUUGGACUCGCUAUCUGCCAUUGCUUUCUCGCGCAAGUUGCAGGAACUCGGAUGCGGAAGACUUGCCGUGUCGACAAUAUUGCGCUACAGCUCGGUUUUCCAACUUGCGUCUGUCGUCGUUCCAACCAAUCAAGGAGAUGAACACGAUACCGCACCAGUUGAGACUGAAUCUCAAGAUUCUCUGGUGGCCUUUGAUCAAGGUUUUAUUCACCAGGUAGAAAGCAAAUUCAAAGCCCAGGGGUCGUCCGUCCAAGACAUCUAUCCUUGUACGCCUUUGCAAGAGGCGAUGCUUGCAGCAGAGUCUGGUGGACAGUCUGCUUACUUCAAUCAUCUUUUGCUUCUUGUGCAUAGUGAUGCCGAGGCUCUGAAGCUUGCGUGGAGCCACAUGAUGCAAAGACACGGCAUUCUCAGAACUUGUUUCGUGCAGACCAAUGACAAGCAAUUUGCAUUUGCUCAGGUUGUGCUGGACAAUUCCUCCUUGCCUUGGAAUCAAAUCGAAACAUCAUCUCUUGAGUAUGAGAUAGUCAUCAAGGACAAGAAAGCAGAAUUUGAACAAAUUUCGCCUGUCAAUGAUCAGCUACCAUAUUCAUUGACUCUCGUCACUGAUACUACAUCGGGGAAUACGCAUCUGUUGUUGUCUAUUCACCACGCUCUCUAUGAUGGAGAGGGUAUUUCUCAGCUUCUGCACGAGCUGCAGCUAUCGGUCUUGGGCAGAGAAUUGCCUAAAAGUACACCAUUUUCUCAAUUCAUCGACUACAUGACAUCCGUGGACUACAGUGCCUCUGACAAAUACUGGAAGCAGUAUCUGACUGGUGUUUCCCCAACACUCCUUCCCGCCGCCGGUGCAGACAACUACGCUUCGCAGCAGAUUCACAUGUCUCUCAAAACCCCCUUCCACUCUUUCAAACAGCAGUGCAAGGAUCUUUCCGUCAGCCCCCUGAACGUAUUCCACGCUGCGUGGGCCAGACUUCUCUCGCUUUACACUGAUUCCUCAGAUGUCUGUUUCGGAAAUGUCUUCAGCUGCCGAACAAUCUCGUUGGACGGAGCAGAUCAGAUCGUCGGUCCCUGCUUCAACACACUCCCAUUCCGAGUCAAAAUCACUUCCACGGCAACGAAUCACGAUCUGUUGAAGUCGUCGCAAAAGAGUAAUAGCGAGAUACUGCCUCACCAACUCAGUCCCUUGAGACGAAUUCAACGUGUUGUUGGAGCUGGCUCGAGACUCUUCGACACGCUGCUCAUUUUCCAAAACACAAACACUGACCUGGAUGCCAAUAUCUGGGAACUUCUCCAAGAUGAGGGUAACAUGGGAUUCCCUCUUAUUUGUGAAAUUGUACCCAAUGAUGCAGCAAACACCAUCCAGGUCUGUUUGCAUUUCCAAGAAUCGCAUAUCUCAAAGGCAGCUGCUGAGAGCGUUGCGCGGGAUUUCGUUACUCUCGUCGAACACAUUUCUCAAUACCCCUUUGCUCAAGCUUCCGAUAAGACACCCUUGGGAGCACAGACUCCUGUUGUGUUUGCGCAGGUUACGAGCAAAGCUGUCAAUUUCCGGUCCAAUAAACCUCUUCAGACUCGCCCUUGGUCCCACCAGGAAGAGGCUGUUCGCGAGAUCUUGUGCAAAUUCUCUGACGUCGAGUCCGAAGAAGUAUCUCAAGAUACGACAAUCUUCCAGCUUGGACUAGACAGUAUCAACGCAGUCCAAAUUUCGGCCAAGCUACGUGGACUGGGGUAUAAGAUCUCGUCUGGGGACAUUCUUGAAGCAGCAUCCAUUGAAAAGAUCGCAUCUCUUCUCGGUUCCGUGGAAAAUACCGAUGACAAAGUCGUUUAUGACUUUGAAUCUUUCCAAACCCAGCAUUUGCAGCCCGUGCUUGAUCAGCUUGGACUCGCUGGUGAGGUCCAAUCCCUGUCCUCUUGCACGCCUGUUCAGAACGGCAUGUUGGCUGCAUUCACCCAUUCCAAUGGUGAUGUUUACUUCAAUCGCAUGGCACUGAACUUCUCGGCACCUUUGAACUCGACGCGCUUGAAAGAGGCGUGGUCUGAAGUUGUCGCUCAACAUGAGAUGCUGCGGACGGGCUUUGUUCAGCUACGCGAUCAGCAACAUCCCUUUGCCAUGCUCACCUAUAGCACCAUUGAACUCCCCUGGUAUGAGAUACCCGUGGGAUCUCCUAUCCAAGAAAAGAAUAUUCUGGAGAACCUUCACCGGCCCCCUUGGAGUAUCGAAGUCGAGGCCGGCGAAAAUAUCAAUGUCUUGUAUUUCUCCGCAUUACAUGCCAUCUACGAUGCCCAAUCUCUAUCUGCCAUAUUCGCAGACGUGAAAACAAGAUAUGAAGGAAACGCCCUUCCACCUCGACCCCCGAUAUCCGAAACCCUCGGUCCAAUCCUCAUCGAAAGCAAAAACCAAAGCGAAUCGGCGACCUUCUGGAAAGAUCUCGCCCCAGAAGUCCACCCCUCUAAAUUCCCCGAUCUGCACCCCACCCGCACAGACGACCGUAUACUCCUCACCCAUUCCAUUCGCUGCUCGCAGCCUCGCAAGACCCUCGAGGACGCAUGUCGCAACCUAGGCGUGACCCUUCAAGCAGCCGCCCAGACCGCAUGGGCUCGCUUGCUAUCUGCGUAUACUGGAGAGUCAAACGUCACUUUCGGAACUGUGCUUUCGGGUAGAAACCUCUCCACUGCGGCACAAGAGGCUGUGUUCCCUUGUUUGGUUACGGUGCCGACGCCUCUGCGUAUUGAGGGUGCUAAUCGAGAGCUCUUGGAUCGCACGCUGAGAAGGAAUGCUUUGCUGGUUAAGCAUCAGUUUGCCCCGCUUGCGAAUAUUCAGCGCUGGCUCGGAAGUGACGAGCCGCUCUUUGAUACUUUGUUUGUUUAUCAGAAGUUCGCUUCAGCUGCCGCGGGUUGGGAUGUCGUUGAUGAGAAGACGAAGAUUGAUUACCCCGUUUCCAUUGAGUUGAUUCCGCAAUCGACGGAUCUGCAGAUCUCACUGAGUUACAGGGGUGAUCUUGUUCCUGCAGAGCAGGCUGUUGUUCUACUAAAUCAGUAUGACAAGUUUUUGCAGGACACUGUCUUCUGCCCUGAUGCUGAUGCAACGAGCCAUGCGUCUGUUGGUGGCGACUUGCUCUCGGUGACACCGGCGAAGGAAGCGCCUAUCCCUGCACCUGUCAACUUGCUGCAUCAGUUUGUUGAAGUCAAUGCGCUGCGAAUUCCCGAGAAGAUUGCAUUCGAGUUCGCUUUCGGUGAGACUGCCGAUAGUCUCCAGAAGAGGACUUGGACUUAUCGCCAGUUCAAUGAAUGCGGUAACCAAAUCGCGCAUCUUCUGCAGAGCAAGGGUGCUGUGCCUGGUGGAGUAGUGGCUAUCUGUUUCGACAAGUGUCCGGAAGCUUCGAUGGCAAUCCUGGGAAUCUUGAAAGCCGGUUGCGCAUACUUGGCUCUUGAUCCUGGGGCUCCUAUCUCUCGCAAACAAUUCAUGUUGGAGGACUCGGGUACCAAAGUCUUGCUAUGCAGCCAGUCAAAGAAGGCUGAAUUGGCUAGCCUCGAGGGCAUUGAUGUUCAAGCUCUUGAUGAACCCGGUCUAUUUGAUGAACUCCCAACUGGUGAUGUCUCCCUUGUCCGACCAAUUCUCCCAGAUGACACAUGUUAUUGUCUGUACACUUCCGGCACGACUGGAACGCCCAAAGGCUGCGAGAUCACACACGACAAUGCCGUGCAGGCAAUGCUCGCAUUCCAAAGAUUGUUUGCCGGCCACUGGGAUGAAGACUCCCGAUGGCUCCAAUUUGCGUCUUUCCAUUUCGACGUCAGUGUUCUGGAACAGUACUGGAGCUGGAGUGUUGGAAUCUGUGUGACGUCGUGCCCUCGCGAUUUACUCUUUGAAGACCUACCCGGGACGAUCCAGAAGCUUCAGAUCACACACAUCGACCUCACGCCCAGUCUGGCAAGACUCGUUCACCCUGAUGAAGUGCCUUCACUCUGUCGCGGAGUCUUCAUCACCGGUGGAGAGGCGUUGAAGCAAGAAAUCCUCGACGCAUGGGGCAAGCAUGGCGUGAUCUACAACGGAUACGGGCCUACAGAGGUUACUAUCGGCUGCACUAUGCUUCCGCGAAUGUCCGCAAAUGACAAAGCCUCGAAUAUCGGGCCCCAAUUCGAUAAUGUGGGAUCUUACGUUUUCACCCCCGGCACAACGACACCCGUGCUACGCGGUGGCAUUGGUGAGCUUUGUGUCUCUGGACCACUCGUCGGAAAAGGAUACCUGAACAGAGCGGAGCUCACGAAAGAACGAUUCCAAGACCUUCCUGAAUUCGAAGACCGGAUCUAUCGCACUGGUGAUCUCGUGAGAAUCCUUCACGAUGGCAGUUUCCAGUUCCUAGGACGUAUCGAUGACCAGGUUAAGCUUCGCGGACAGCGACUUGAGAUCGGAGAGAUCAACGAGGUGAUCAAGCAGGCGACGCCGGAAUUGAACGAAGUCGCUACUCUGGUCAUCACGCAUCCUAAACAAGCUAAGGACCAGCUCGUCUCUUUCUUCACGACCGUUGCGGAUAAGAAGUCUCGUGCUGAUGUUGCGGUUCGAUCUUCGAAGGAAGACCGUGCUUUGCUAUCCAAGAUCAAGGGUGCUUGCUCUACCCAUCUUCCGGGAUAUAUGGUGCCUACUCAUAUCAUCCCGAUGACAAGGUUCCCCCUCUCUGCAAACAAUAAGGCCGAUAUGAAGGUCCUCAAGGGCAUUUACCAGAACCUAACCCUGGAUGAAAUCCAAAGGUUGGGCGCUUUGACUGUUGACCAGCCCACUGGCAGUGCGCAAGAAGGGAAGAUCUUGCAAGUUCUCACCAAAUUCAUUGGAUCGACUGAGACGAUCUCUCCAUCAUCCAGUAUCUAUGAGCUAGGUCUCGAUUCAAUCUCCGUCAUCGCUUUCUCGCGGAGUUUGAGAGAGGUUGGGUUCUCCCAAGCCCAACCUUCUAUCAUCAUGAAGCAUCCUACCAUCGUUGCAAUGGCUGCUGCACUCCAGAAUUCAAGCUCUUCCAACUCUGUCGAGGCUAUCCAGCGCAAAGCCAAGCAGGGGAUUGUGGCGUUUGCUCAAAAGAACUCUCACGCUGUCAUUGAGCAUGUUGGAGUUCUUGACGAUGAUGUCGAGAACAUCGCACCUUGCACGCCACUCCAGGAAGGUAUCAUAUACCACUUCUUGUCAAGCACUACCCCUCUGUACUGCUCGUCCUUUACCUUUGAGCUUGACGAGUUUAUUGACGUCGAGACUCUGCGGGGGGCCUGGGCCAAGACCCAAAGAGAAGUUCAAAUGCUGCGCGCCAGAUUUUCACCAUCUGCCGAUGGCUAUGCUCAGGCCAUACUGAAGCAAGAUACACUACCUUGGUUCUUCGAUGCAGUAGAAACCAAUGGUGACGUUGAUUCCGUGCGCAAACAGCGACAUGGAGCAUGGACCUCUCGGCUCAACGGCCUUGCAACCCAGCUUUGGGAAGUGGGUGUUAUCUCUUCCCCCGAGCAGUCUAUGAUGUGUCUGCACAUAUUCCAUGCUCUUUAUGACGGAAACAGUCUGGUUCUUCUUCUCGAGUCUGUGGCUCGAAACUAUCUCGGUCAACGCAAGGAGACGCAGACAGUCCCGGAAUUCCUUGAUGUCUUGCACCUUGGACCUCUUUGCAAAGAUCCUGCGGCAGAGAGAUUCUGGAAAGAGCAUCUCGCAGGCUGUCGUGACCGGCCUUUUGUUGAGAAGGGCACGGAAGACACCCCAAUUCUCCACAAGGCUCAGAUCAACGCCACCGAUCAGGUGGAUCAUCUGCGUCGAUCCCUCAAUAUCACGGAGCAAGCUGUACUCCACACAUGCUGGCUCCUCACUCUCCAGCAGCAAUACUCCUUUGUGCCACCACUUGGUAUUAUCGCCUCGGGUAGGACUAUCGAUGUGCCCGGAGUCGAAGAUGUGGUUGGCCCACUUUUCAACACCAUUCCCAGUAAUGUCCAGCUCUUUGGCUUAGAGUCUUGGGCUGAUGUUGCUCGUCGGUGCCAUGACUAUCAUGUUUCUAUGAUCCCAUUCCAAUACACCGCUCUGCGAGACAUUGUCAAAUGGCUCGGCAAGAGUCCUGAUGAGCGACUCUUCAACACUCUGUUUGUCUUCCAGCGCGAGGAUGACGAUGUUGAGCCUUUGACCAAGAACCUUUGGCGGACUAUGAACUCAGAGGCCGAACAUGAGUACCCCCUUGCUUUUGAAGUUGUGCGCAAUGGCAAUCAAUCUUUGACCGUCACCCUUGCCGCGAAGAGCAAUGCAGUCUCUCUAGAGGAUACUCAACAAUUGGUUUCCAGGUUCGAGACUGUUCUCUCGCAGUUUGCCCAAGAUCCAGACAGAGCGUUGCCGAAGAUAAAUAGCGAUGCUUCGCCCAUCACAAAAGGUGAGGCGAACGGUCCUCAUGACUCCUUGGUGAAACAUAUCAAUGGAGAUCACGCUACUAGCUCGUCCUUUGAAUGGACUUCUCACGCCUGCAUCAUCCGCGAUGUCAUCUCGACCCUCGCUGGGAUUGAAGCCGAAUCCAUACGCGAGGACACCUCCAUCUUCGAAAUUGGACUUGACAGUAUCGACGCAAUCAAGAUCUCAUCUCGACUCAGCAAGGCUGGAAUCAAACUUCAAGUCAGCUCCAUCAUGCGCCAUCGUACAGUGAAGGCCAUGAGCGCACAGCUCUCAAUGACAAACAGUCAUGCUGAGAAUGGUGGUCCCUCAAUGCUUGAAAGAUUAGAGAAGUCGCUCGUCAAGUUCCUGGAAAGCGAAGGCACUCUCCCCUCAGAUGCUACUCGGGUUUUACCAGCUACGCCCAUUCAAGAAGCCAUGGUCGCAGAGAUGACUUCUUCUGAGUAUGAACACUAUUACAAUCAUGAGAUUCUCGAAAUCGAGGCAGGUAUGGAUCUCGGAAGAAUGGAAGCGGCUUGGAGAGCGGUCGUCAAAGCUCAUCCUAUCCUGCGGACUUCGUUUGUUGAAGUUUGGGACCCUGAGAUUCCCGUUUCCUAUGCACAGAUCGUUCAUAGUGAAGACCGUGCUGACAUCCACACUGUGCACUUGCAUGGUGUAUCCGUGGAAUCCAUCAUCGAGACACAAGUAUCGAAGGUUCGCAAUGAGAAAAUCAACGGCCCCUUGCUCUCUGUCACUCUCGCAGUGGAUGGAGCGAAGCAUUACCUUGUCCUCUCAAUCGCGCACGCUCUCUACGAUGGCUGGUCAAUCAACUUGCUCCAUGAAGAUAUUGCCAAAUCAUAUGCUGGCGAGACAUGCGCCCGUCCAUCCGCUGACGACAUUCUCGAGCAAAUCAUCUCGUCUUCGGGCGACGAAUCACUCCGAUACUGGCGUGCAACCCUAGCAAACUUCUCACCAGUGCCCUUCUUGCCUAUGAAGCACUCUGGUGAUGAUGCAACGGCCGUCCACCGCGGAGAAAAGGCUUUGUCUGUUCCGCUCUCCAAGGCAGAGACGUUCUGCAAGCGCCAUGGAAUCACCCUGCAAGCACUUCUUGUUAGCUGUUGGUCUCUUGUUCUCGCUACGCAUGUCAAGAGGCUAGAUGUGGCCUUUGGUCUUGUCCUUUCCGGGCGCAACGUCGCUGAUUCUGAGAAUGUGAUGUUCCCGACGAUGAAUACCGUCGCUAUGCGCAUUGUUCUCCAUGGUACUCGUCUCGAACUCGUCAAGUACGUACAAGAGGCUCUUCUUGCUAUGUCGGAGCACCAGCAUUUCCCGCUUCGUCGCGCGAGACCUGAUACCGGGUCGCGGGCUUUGUUCGAUACUUUGUUCAUGUAUCAGAAGCGACCGGUGGAUAAUCAGGCUGGGCCCUCUGUCCUGUACAAAUCUACCGGUGGAGCUGCAAGCGUUGAAUACCCUGUCUGUGCUGAGAUCGAGGGUGUUGGGGAGGAGCUCGUUGGCCGAGUGGCGGGCCGUGGGAAUGUUGUUGGAGAUGCAGAUGCUCGUAUCCUGUUGGACCAAAUGGGUGACGUUCUUUCGUCCAUUAUUGACGAAUCAUCCGAGCAGACGAUCGAAUUCACCGAGAAGGGAGUCAGGAUCUGCGGAGGGUCUCCCUUCAAGGACGAGACUGAACAAGAAGUUGCUGUCGAUAGGCCUCGAGAAAUUCACCAAACGGAGUGGUCGCCGAUCGAGUCCAAGAUUCGAAACGUCCUCUCUAUUGCUUCCGGAGUGUUGGAGGACUCCAUCGGAAAGAACUCUACCAUCUUCGAACUUGGUCUGGACAGCAUCAGUGCCAUCAAAGUCGCGGCACUCCUGAAGAAACAAUCGGUCCGGCUAGCUGUCAGUGACAUGCUUCGAGCUGGCACGGUCCAGAACAUGGCUACCGCAGCCAACAGCAGCCCGACGGACUUCUCGAUCGAUGUUCCAAGCAUCUUGCGCGACUCGCUGGGUGACAUCGAUGUCCUGCAACUAAUGGAAUCGCACAGUGUCAACGCACAAGAGGUGGUGGGAAUAUUCCCCGCAACUGCAGGACAGACCUACUUCCUUGAGAUGCAUGAUGUGAAUCCCCACGUAUUCUAUCCCGAUUUCUACUAUUUGUUGUCCGAGCAACUGAGCCCAGAGAUACUCGACCAGGCCUGGGCGCAGGUGGUCGAGCGAACCCCGAUGCUCCGCACCGCAUUCCUCCGCACAGAUUCCCGGCUUAUGCCGUAUGUCCAGGUGGAGCUUGAGGCGGUGCACAUUCCAGUGAUCUGGCAUUCCAGGUUCGAUUCGGAUCGUGUUUCACGGAGUCGCCGGCAAGGAUUUGGGGCUGUGCCUGUUGCAUUGCAUGCUUACCAAACGACCAAGGGGACGGCGCUUGUCCUGCAGCUGCACCACGCACUGUAUGAUGCAGUCAGCCUGCCGCAGAUUUUGGAUCGGCUUGUUUCACACUGCCAUGGCGAAACCCCCCCAGCAGAACCCGACCUUGGUCUCUCGCAGCUGGUAGCAUUCCAGCAUGUGCAUUCGCCCCUGCAGGUGCGGCGCGAAUUCUGGCAAAAGUAUCUAGGCCGAGCUCCAACGGCGCCUAAGCGCGGGGUUGGCUCUGGGGUUGGCUUUGGGCCGGUGGAACACCAUUACCGGCCGGGGCUGGUGGCCAACAUGGCCAACAUCGAAAAGGUCGCUAAGCGCCAGAGUCUCAGCAUUCAGGCCAUUUUCCUGGCCAUCUAUGCUCGCGUGCAUCUGCAGCACUUCGAAACAGUGGACGACGCAGGGUCGCACGGGCGGUUAAUUGUUGGCCUGUACCUUGCCAAUCGAUCGCACUCUCUCGACGGUCUGGCCGACUCAGCAAUCCCGACCGUGAACAUUGUCCCAUUACGGUUGGACGACAAGCUCAGCGAUUCCCCUUCUACGCUGCUGGAUGCCGCCCGGCGGAUUCAGGCGGACCUCACCGAGAUCAGCCGCGUCGAGCACUCCAGCGUGUCGCUCCUGGAAAUUGCCGAGUGGACCGGUCUCCAGCUUGACACCUGCGUCAAUUUCCUACGACUGCCAGAGCAACUGGCGCCGGGCAACGAGAAGCUUUCGGUCACAGCUUUGCAACGCGAGGAGUUGGAAAAUCUUAGCGCGACGAUUCCCUCGGACAACCAGAGAAUUAAAAGCAAUGGUGUUACGCCACCGGGUGCAGCGGAUGAUCUUAGCGUCCCAACGGCCUCUUUCCUACUGCCUACGAUCGACGUCGAAGCCGCCGUUCGCAAGGGCCGACUGGAUUUCGGUCUCUUCGCGCCGCGGUGCAGGCUUCCCGGGGAUAUUGCCGCUGCGGCGAUCGACACCAUGAAGCGGCAGAUGUCCACUUUGGUGACAGGCUCCGAAUCCAUGUAG